UCUUUGAGGUCCUUCCCUCUUACCUCAGGAAAUCAACAGUUGAAUUUCAAAAUAUCUAUUUCUACUUCGUUGAAGUCGUCGGCUCACUUCUAUUAUCCUAUUAAGUUGUCUGGUUGCAACACUUUCUGGUCUGAACCAGAAUUCUUUGGUCGACGCUGAAUUAGCUCUAUUUCCUAUUUAGGAAGCUUGCGAAAUGCUCUAUGAACUGGACCACCAGCUUUCGAUUCUGAACCCCGAUCCGAAACGCAUCAAUGGUCCUGAACUACUACACGACCUUGUUCCAAGGUCUGCGGCUACAACAAAUUCUGCAAUCGAUUUCCUGGAAGAUGGAACGAGGCGGCAACUCUCCUACCAGUCGCUACAUGCUUUGAGUGACACCUUGGCUCACAAAAUCAAAUCGAUUUCGGCACGGCUGGAAAAUGCCUCUGCCGUAGUCCCUAUUUUCUUGCCCCAAUCGCCCGAGCUAUACAUUGCGUUAUUGGCGGUGUUGAAGGCAGGGAAGGCAUUUUGUCCCCUUGGACUAGAUGCUCCUAUCGAUCGUCUCGAUUUCAUACUCAAGGAUGUAUCCGCGAACAUCUUGAUCACCAGCACGUCUUACGCGCAAAAGUUCGCUCAUAAUGAUUCGAUACAUGUUUUACCCAUUGACCACGAGCUGUCCGGAUUUAAUGCUUCUACUCCCGAUAAUGAUCAGUGCACUCAAGGCACUGAUCUUGCGUAUGUUUUAUAUACAUCAGGCUCGACGGGCUUACCAAAGGCCGUGAGCGUAUCACAUCGAGCCGUCACUCAGAGCCUCCUUGCACACGAUCGACAUAUUCCAGCAUUCAGGCGGUUCUUACAGUUUGCCGCACCUACCUUCGAUGUGUCGAUAUUCGAGAUAUUUUUCACCUUUUAUCGAGGAUGUACUUUGGUGGGAUGUAGCCGAUCACGGCUACUGGAUGAUCUCCCUGGAACAAUGGAGGCAUUAGAGGUCGAUGCUGCAGAAUUGACACCUACGGUAGUCACCAAUCUGCUUCAAGGACGCAAGAGUGUUCCCACACUGAAACUCUUGUUAACAAUAGGGGAAAUGCUGACCAGCAAGGUCGUUGACGACUUCGCCGGCAAUGAUUCCCAGGAAAGCAUACUAUGGGGCAUGUAUGGACCUACAGAAGCCGCCAUUCAUUGCACCCUGCUGCCAAGUUUUGAUUCCAAUUUUUCUGUCAACAACAUAGGCUUUCCACUAGACACUGUAUCAGCAUUUAUUGCUGCACCCAUUGCAGAAGGCGACAAACCAACUUCUCUCACGAUUCUUCCCAUCGGAGAAAUUGGUGAACUUGUCGUUGGCGGGUUACAGACUGCUGAUGAAUAUCUCAAUCGUCCUGAGAUCACAUCGGCCGCCUUCCUUAAUCAUCAUAAAUAUGGCCACCUUUAUCGGACUGGUGAUAAAGCACGCAUUCUGCCAGACGGCAGCAUUGAGUGUUUUGGGCGUAUUGUCUCCGGACAGGUCAAACUUCGCGGCCAACGAGUUGAACUUGGAGAAAUAGAGAGAAUCAUAGCGAAAGUCAAUGGUUGCCACACCUCUGCAGCAUUGGUUAUCUCUGAUGAGCUCGUUGGCUUCUGCGCGGUCAGAACAGGCAGCGUGAUGAAAAGUAGCGUGUUUGACACAUGCAGACAAUGGUUACCGAACUUCAUGGUACCAUCCGAUAUUAUCAUACUCCAUAACAUGCCUCAAUUACCAUCGGGGAAGAUUGACAAGAGAGCACUCGAGUCGAUCUACAACGAAAACCGAGAGAAGUCAGAUAGCUCACGUAGAUCUGAUCCAACGGAGAAUGCUUCGCCUAUUCCGAAAAUUAUCAACCAAGUUCUUCAUCGGCAAAUCUCAUCCAAUGGGAAUUUAUCUUAUCUCGGAUUAGACUCGCUCCGUGCCAUUCAAGUCUCAUCGCUACUACGCCAAGAGGGAUUCAGUGUUGGGGCUGUAGAUGUGCUCUCCGUUACCACAGUUCAGGAUCUCAUCGAUCUAUGUCAAGCCAGACUGAACCAUGAUGGCAAGGACCAUAUAAAAUGUGAUUUUGGUGGUUUCGGAGAAUCUGUUCUUUCACUCCCAGAGAUGAAGAGCCUCGGCGAACAAAUAGCAGACGUUAUCCCAUGCACCCCCCUCCAAGAAGCAAUGCUUACAGAGACAAUCAUACGCCCAGGUGCCUAUUGUAACUGGAUUGAACUCGAACUUCAGGAGUCGUACCCAGUGGAAACAAUCGUGGCUAGCAUCCAGGCUGUGGCCAGAUUGAAUGAAAUCAUGCGUUCAGGCUUCAUGAUAACUUCUUCAUCCUCGGGAACUUUUGCACAGAUAGUUUGGGAGGAUCUCGAUCGAUCUCAAUUCAUCCAAGUCACAGAUUUCUCCAGGCGUUAUACGCUUGGGUCAAACGAAUCCCUUCUCCGCCCUUUAACAAUACAAAUCCAACCAAAGCUUGAUCGACCAAGACUUUUGUUCCAGAUACACCAUGCAUUGUAUGAUGGAUGGACUUUCGAUUUGCUCUUGCGCGAUUUGGCCGAAGUUAUGAAUCAAAGACAGCCGAAGCCCAGAGCCCAGUAUCGGGAGGUGGUGAACUACCACCACAAUACCGUUCAAGAUCUGAGUGCAAGUGAGACUUACUGGGCACAAUUAUUGAAGGACUAUCAGCCAAACUCGCUACCAAACUAUCAUGGCAGAAUCUUGGGUCCUGGAAGGCUCCAAACGGUCUCUUUGAAGUCCUCGAUUGACCACAUAGCACUCUCUGACUGUGCGGAUAGACUUGCUACCAAUCCUCAAGUCCUUUACCAAGCAGCUGUGGCAUACAUCCUGGGUUCAUACUACAACUCGUCAGACAUUGUGUUUGGCACCGUAACCUCUGGAAGAACGCUGCCAGUCACAGGUAUUGAAGACAUCAUGGGACCCUGUAUAGCUUCUCUACCUUUGCGUGUUGAUCUAGCACAAUGCUCUGAUGUGCAUUCUAUUCUCAACCAGAUUCAGAACGCCAACCGCAGUAUGCUGGAGCAUUGUAUAAUGCCACUUCGAGAUAUUGUCAAGCUCAGUGGUCUCUACCCAGGGCAUCGCUUGUUUGAUGUACUAUUCGUCUGGCAGCAAUCGCUUCAAACGAAUGAUAUCUCGGACUCCAAAAUCAGGACGCUGGACAGUGCUGAUGAAUUGGAAUUUACGUUGACUCUGGAGUUCGAACCACGAACAGACGGCAUAUUUUCUAAGGCCACUUAUGAUGUUUCGGCAUUGCCCGAAACACAAGUGCGUUACAUGUUGGAUCAGGUUGAUGAUCUCGUUAAUCAUUUCUUGCAUUCAAUCGAUGGGAAAAUGGGGGCUAUACAGGAAUGCUUCAGGCCACAGAGUCUUUCCAUGGCCAAUCCAUUUCCCCAUUUAGAGACCUUCUCGCAUGGCCCCGCCCAUGCAGUUGAACGAUGGGCAUCGGAAACACCCGAUAAGGAAGCCCUAGUAUUUGGGUCUCUCAAUAAAUCCGCGGCAUUCGAUAAGGACGUCUUGACAUAUGGCCAAUUGAAUGCUCGAGCGAACCAGCUCGCUCGUGCUAUCCAAGCAGCGGGGAUUGGGAAAGACGAUCUUAUCGGCGUCAUCAUCGACAAAUCCAUCGACUUAUAUGUCUCCAUCCUUGCUGUACUGAAGACAGGGAGUGGCUAUCUUCCUCUCAUUCCAGAUACACCUUUGGAAAGAAUCCGCAGUGUUCUGCUUGAUGCCAGUGUCAAAGUCUGCAUUAGUGAAGGUGCUACAGCAGAGCUGUUACGAACCGAAUCUUCAUGCUUAAUCUUGGAACCGAGCGCUUUGGAUCUCUCGGUGCAUUCUGAAAACAAUAUAGACAUCAAAUAUGUUGGCUCUCACCUUGCCUAUGCUGUAUUCACAUCUGGAAGCACUGGUACUCCAAAAGGUGUUCAAGUUACGCAAGAUAAUUUGAUGAGUAAUUUGGAGGUACUCUUCACGCUCUACCCGACCACUCCUGAUUCCCGACUUCUUCAGUCUUGUUCGCAAGCAUUUGAUGUCUCAGUCUUCGAAAUCUUCUUUGCGUGGUAUGCCGGAAUGUCUUUAUGCUCGGCGAAGAAGGAUGAUCUUUACCGCGAUCUCGAAGAUUCCAUCAACCAGCUUCAUGUCACUCAUCUCAGUUUGACGCCUACCGUUGCUUCUCUUAUUAAUCCUAAUAAUGUACCUAAUGUUAAAUUUCUUGUAACAGCUGGAGAGGCUGUUAAUGAGCAUGUCAAAAGGCAGUGGGCGGGAAGAGGCCUCUUCCAAGGUUAUGGCCCAUCCGAGACCACGAAUAUUUGCACAGUGCGUGCAUCUGUCCGCAACGAAGACCUGAUCAACAAUAUCGGGGCCCCUUUCAGCAACACUUCGGUCUUUGUUUUAGAUCCUGGCAACGAACAAAUCCUACCCCGCGGUGCAGUCGGCGAGCUUUGCUUCGGCGGCGCACAGGUUUUCCGUGGGUACAUGAACAGGCCCGAACUAAACGCGGAGAAAAUAAUCGAUCUCCCUCUGUAUGGCCGGAUAUACCGUUCUGGCGACAUGGGUCGACUCCUCCCGGAUGAUUCCAUACUCUUCACCGGACGCGCAGAUGACCAGGUCAAGAUUCGUGGCCAGAGAGUUGAGUUGGGAGAGAUCACAUCCAUCGUGCUCGAUGAUCGAAAUGUUGAGGAUUGUGCAACCCAGCUAUUCAAUUUGGAUAACUCUACACAGAGACUUGUUCUGUUCUGGGUGCCAGUCAAUCAAUCGAAAACAUCCUUCGAGAUAUUGCCACCAGACCAGCAUUUACAAACACUGUCUGUCAUUCUGGAUUCAUUGACAUCAAAGUUGCCAAGCUACAUGGUUCCAACGCACCUCAUACCAAUCACCAGCAUCCCGUUGACCUCUCAGACGAAGAUCGACAAACGGUCAUUACUCGCCGCGUAUAAGACACUGUCGAAGGAGUACCUCGAAUCUAUUACCUCCUCUUCGUCUAACACGGAAGAGCCCGCUGUGUUCUCAAGUCAAGAAACUGAGAUAGUUGAGGCUCUUGCAGAGACUUUGAAGAUAUCACAGGAGGAUGUCUCACGAGAUUCAUCGUUCUUCAAUCUUGGCUUGGAUUCCGUCUCCGCGAUACAGUUCUGUCGCAGGCUAAGAAAUCGCAGUAUACUCAAUGUGCCUGUUUCACUGGUAUUGAAAAAUCCUACUGUGGCAAGACUUUCCGCGGCCUGUGGCACAGAGGCAGUCUCGGGACCAAGCACCUCAGACGGGCUUUCUGACAAACUUGAGCUCAUCCCAUCAGAUACUCUUUCAAGUAUCCGUCUGGACCUUGACAAGCGUGGCAUCAAUGCAGCGAAGAUCCUCCCAUGCACGCCUCUUCAAGAAGCCAUGCUUUCCUCUACUUUUGGUACUGGAGAGUCCGCGUAUUCCAACACGAUGAUCUUCAAAAUCAAUAGCGAUAUGCCCAAAGUACAGAAAGUCUGGACUCAUAUGUUCAACAGACACGAGAUUCUCCGCACUGCUUUUCAUGCAACAGAUCACCCACAAUUUCCAUUUGUACAACUCGUCCUGGAUCACAAUGAAACUCCAUGGGAUGAAAUACAAAUCGAUCAGGAUAUUGAUACCUAUUCUCGUGCAGUUCUUGCGAACUUGCUCCAAUCGACAAAACCGCCCGUGAAGCUCGCGAUGCGCGACAAUUGCGACAUCGUAUUUGUCUGCCAUCAUGCUCUCUAUGAUGGCAUUGCAAUGGAAAAUUUGCUCAGUGAAAUCGAGAAGCUCUACUCUGGAUUCGAAUUGAGUCCACCGGUAUCGUAUGAGCCAUAUCUCAGACACAUGGUUCACCAAGAUCUAGAGGCUGCCGACCAAUUCUGGGCAUCAAAAUUGUCUGGACUGGAGCCGGCAAUGUUUCCCAGUCUGACUAGAAGCAUAUUUGCGUCACCGGAAUCAAGAUCAAUCACUCAACAAUGCAGCAUUCCCCUCCAGCAGUUGCUAGACUUUUCUCGCGACUCCUCCGUCUCCCUCCUUCCUGUCGUCCAAAGCGCAUGGGCAAAAAUUCUCCACUUCUAUCUGGGAGAAGAGGAUUUGAGCUUCGGAAAUGUAGCCAGCGGACGAAGUUUGCCAGAGGAGGGUCUCGAUAGCCUUGUAGCACCGUGUUUUAAUACACUGCCGGUUCGAGUCAACUUCGAUUUUGCACAGAGCAAUGCAGAUCUAAUCCAAAUGCUACACCACCUUAAUGUGGAAUCUUCUCCUUUUCAACUGACUCCUUUGCGACGGAUACAAUCCAAAGUUGGACAAGGCCAAGGCUCGUUAUUCGACACCAUGAUUAUCCUGCAACAACACACGCUACAACUUAACGAUGACAUCUGGACAUUGAAACUGGAUAGUGGAGCCAUGGAUUUACCAAUUGUAUUGGAAGCAUCCCAAGACAAAGAAACCGAUUCCUUGAGUGUUACCCUCCACUUCAGGACCUCCUUGCUGGCAAGUACAGAUGCCACGCGAGUUUUGGAAUCCUUUGACCAUGCUCUGAAAUCACUUGUUCAAUUUCCUAGAUCAGCAGCAAGAGACACCAUUGGCUUUCCAAGCGAUUUACUCGCUGAAAGUAAUCUGAAAUUCAAGGAAUACGACUCGGCUGACCAUUCAUUGUUGCACUCUGCCUUCGAACGCAAUGCCGUAGAGUUCCCCAAUCGUGUUGCGCUGGACUUCAGGCAUGACGACGAUCACCACACAACAUGGACAUUCGAAGUUCUGAACAAGGAAGCCAAUAGAAUUGCGCAUGCCCUCGUCGAUCGCAAUGUAGGCCCAGAAGAUAUCGUUCCGAUCCUUAUCUCGAAAUCCCCGGAGUAUUAUGCAAGCAUCUUAGGCGUCAUGAAAGCAGGAGGUGCUUUCAGUCCGAUCUAUCACGACCUACCAAUCGCGAGAAAGCAGUUCAUGUUGUCCGAAUUGAAGCCCAAAGUUGUUCUGUGUGCCAGCAGCAAAUCCUUGGACUGGUGCAGCAAUAUAUCAUUACUGGAUGUGACUCAUGUUCAGGAAUACCCUGAUCACAACCCAUCUGUGGCAUUGAAACCAACCAAUCUGGCAUAUUGUCUCUACACCUCUGGCUCAACUGGCCUUCCUAAAGCCGUAAGCAUGGAACACAGAGCUCCAAUGCAGACCAUUGAAAGCUCCAGAAGACUCAUACCUUGGAAUCACGACUCCCGCUUGUUACAGUAUGCUGCUGUAAGCUUCGACAUGUGCUAUUACGACUGCUUCCUUGCAUGGACGUUUGGCUUUACAUUGUGUGCUGCAGAGCAGAACGCCAUGUUGAAUGAUCUCACUGGCAUUAUCAAUUCUCUCGCCGUCGAUCUACUUGACUUGACACCUUCCGUUGCUGGAUCUAUCUCAAGAGCGAAAAUUCCCAGUGUCAAAUGGCUGUACUGCAUUGGUGAGGCAAUGACUGCAGACGUAGUCCAAAAAUGGGGCGAUGACUGUGUCAAUUCAUACGGACCUACAGAGGCUGCGUUCUGUACGACUAUAAUGCCAGUUUCUAAGGACACAAAAACGGCAAUUUUCGGGAAACCAUUUCCUUCCACCGCUUUUGCGGUUUUCUCCAAGAAUGGUGAUCGCACUCUCCCUGUCUUUGGCGAAGGUGAGCUUUAUAUUGGAGGAACUCAGUUGGCACGAGGGUACUAUGGCAACCCUCAACUCACCGAAGAGAGAUUCGUGCAGAGGAAUGGUCUUCGCUUCUACAGGAGUGGUGACAUUGUCCGCAUGCUCGCCGAUGGCAACUUCGAAUUCCUUGGCCGAGCAGACGAUCAGGUGAAGAUCAGGGGCCAGAGAGUUGAAUUGGGGGAGAUCUCGCAUGUUCUACAAGGCUGCGAUGAGCGCAUCAAUUCUGUCUCGGCGCAGAUCAUGAAAAUCGACGAUAGUUCAAAAGAUCAGCUUGUUGCGUUUAUCAGUACCACUGCGCAAUUAGGUCCCACAGAGAGGAGUGAUCUACAACAUGCUAUCAAACGAGUAGCAAAGGCCAAUCUGCCAUCCUACAUGGUCCCUCAAUUUCUUAUCAUCAUCGACAGUCUGCCGAAGUCCGCUGCAGGCAAAGUCGACAAGCAUGCUCUUAAACGCAUUUUCAUCGAAUCUGAAGAUGUAAAGCAAUCUGCCGGAAAGGAAUCAGAAGCACACAAAACGCAUCAAUGGACGAAUGUUGAAAGCAUUGUCCGUGAGAUAUUUGCCAAACUCGCUAACGUACACCCAGAAGACAUUGGCCCAGAUACCUCGAUCUACCAAUUAGGAUUGGACAGCAUCAGUGCUGUUCAGGUGGCCACGGCACUGCGGAAAAGAGGACUCAAAGUCAAUGCAACUGAUGUCUUGAAGUACAUGAACUGUGUUGAUCUGGGAGCCUACAUCGAUGAAUCGCCAAUUCGUACGACCCCUGAGCCAGAGAGCUUUGAUUUUGUUGCUUUUGAGAACAAACAUCGGGAUGCACUUUCCGCAAAAUACGAUUCUACUGGCUCAGUUAUCGAGAAGACACACCCGUGUACGCCACUCCAGCAGGGCAUGUUAUCGCAGUUCAUCACGAAAGAAGGUGCUGUGUAUCUCAAUCAUAUCCAGCUACGCCUUAGCGAGGGAGUCGACAUACACAAGCUGAAGAGUGCAUGGCAAAGUAUCGUCGACAAACAUGUGAUACUCCGAACCGGUUUUGCUCAGGUCAAAGACACCCAAAAUUCAUUUGCCAUGAUUCAUUACAACCCCGGGGCUUUCGCUGUGCCUUGGGAAGAGACGUCGAAAAGCCCAAAGAGCAUAGAUGAAUGGCUUAAGGUACUUCAAGGAGAAGUUCUGUCGAGUCUGCAUCAGCCACCAUGGCGUAUGAGAAUCACCAGCGAAAUUGAUGUCGCACAGCUUGAUAUUGCACUCUUCCAUGUUUUGUUCGACGCACAAAGUCUGCAGCUCAUUCUCAAUGACGUUGCUGCAGCAUACAAUGGGUUGGAAAUUCCCGCGCCACUUUCCAUUGAACCAGUCAUCAAUUCGAUCAUCCAGCAGAGUCGCACCGCAGGCAAUUCAAGCACGGAAUUCUGGAAAGGAAUGGCAAGCAAAAUGGUCCCGACAAAGUUCCCGAAUCUUGCACCUUUGAGAUACAACCUUGCAGCACCCGUUGUUCUCGCAAAACCUGCUUCGAUACCCCUGGCCGAAUUGGAGGCGGGAUGUCGGGUGUCAAACACCACACUUCAAGCUGCCGGUAUCGCUAGCUGGACAUCACUUCUAUCGGCCUAUACGGGAGAACCUUCAGUUACUUGUGGUGUCGUCUUGUCUGGACGCAAUUUUGAAGAUGCGGAUUCUGUUGUAUUCCCUUGCAUCACCACUAUCCCCUUCGCGGUAACUCUACAGGAUGAUAAGAAACAAGUGCUCCAGGAUGUCAAUGAACUCAAUGCAAAUAUACAGAUGCAUCAGUUUACUCCACUGAAUGAUAUUCAGAGGCUUGUCGGAUACCCCAACGAAGCCCUAUUCGACACUCUAUUUGCUUUCCAAAAGAUUCAGCAUGGAGAGGGUCAGAAUUGCCCAUGGGAGGUCAUAGAUGAAAACGCAACUUCGGAAUAUCCGAUAUCCAUUGAGUUGGAGCCGAAGAAUGACAAGCUUGAGCUGCGACUGACAUUCUUGCCUCACAUGGUGCCACAGGAGCAAGCGGCACUGAUCCUGGAACAGCUGGAUCAUCUGCUGAUCGACUUCAUCUUGCCCGGAAUCCAGUCAACCAGCUCCAUCUCCAAGGAUCGUUCUCUAUACUCGGACACACCGCCUCAGGAUCCCACUCUGCCCUCUGAUAUCAAGCUCCUUCACGAAUUUGUCGAGGCAUCUGCCGUUAAAUACCCUCAAAAGAUUGCUUUCGAAUUUGCAACUUCGAUAUCGGAUGGGACAUACACGAGUCGAACUUGGACUUAUGAACAGCUUGAUUCUGAAGGGAAUCGAAUCGCAGACCUACUCAUAUCUCGAGGUAUAUUGCCAGGGGGUUUGGUGGGAGUGUGCUUCGACAAAUGUCCCGAGGCAUCGAUUGCAAUGUUAGGCAUUCUGAAGGCUGGUUGUGCCUUCGUUGCUCUUGACCCCGGAGCACCGAGUGCACGCAGAGCCUUCAUAGUCGAAGAUGCCAGCCUCCCGAUUGUGCUCUCGAUGAAAGCGCAGUCCCAUGAUCUUCCGGACACCAUACAGCCGCAGGUUCUCAACCUUGACACUCUUGAUCUGAGUCCUUUCUCCGUUCAUAAGCCUGUUCUCCAACGCCUCAUAAAUCCACAGGAUCGCAGCUAUUGCCUAUAUACCUCGGGCACAACUGGUACUCCAAAAGGCUGCGAGCUCACCCACGAGAAUGCGGUCCAAGCUAUGUUGGCAUUUGAGCACCUAUUUUCCGGACACUGGGACCAGGAUUCUCGCUGGCUACAAUUCGCGUCAUUCCAUUUCGAUGUCUCAGUUCUCGAACAAUAUUGGAGCUGGUAUGUUGGCAUUCGUGUCGUGUCAGCUCCACGUGAUGUGAUUUUCGAAGAUCUCGCAGGAACCAUCAAGACUUUGGAAAUUACACACAUCGACUUGACCCCUAGUUUGGCCAGGAUACUACACCCAGAUGAUGUUCCCAGUCUCUGUAGGGGCGUCUUCAUCACAGGUGGAGAGAGCUUGAAGCAAGAGAUUCUUGACGUGUGGGGUCCUAAGGGCGUCAUCUAUAAUGGCUAUGGUCCGACUGAAGCGACCAUUGGUGUUACCAUGUAUCCACGAGUACCAUCAAACGGCAAGCCAUCAAAUAUCGGACCUCAAUUUCUCAACGUGGGGUCUCUCGUUCUCAAACCUGGAACAGACAUCCCUGUUUUGCGGGGCGCCGUGGGAGAGCUGUGCGUAUCUGGCAAGCUUGUGGGUAAGGGAUAUCUGAAUCGUCCGGAGUUGACUGAAGAACGCUUCCCCUAUAUCGAAAGCCUGAAAGAAAGAGUCUACCGUACGGGAGACUUGGUCAGGAUACUUCAUGAUGGCACUUUCGAUUUCCUGGGUCGAGCAGACGAUCAAGUGAAGCUCCGAGGACAGCGUCUUGAGAUUGGAGAGAUCAAUUCAGUCAUCAAGCAAGCUAGCAACGCAGUCUCGGAUGUAGCAACACUAGUUCUCAAACACCCCAAACAACAAAAGGAGCAGCUUGUUUCAUUCGUCGUAAAUACAACUCGAAGCAAAGGCAAACCGAAGGUGCUGCUCGACAAGACUACUGAGAUGGACACCCUCAAAGAAGCAUGUCUAGAAAAGUUACCAGGAUACAUGGUACCGACACAUUUCAUCGCACUCUCCGCCAUGGCUCUCUCGGCGAAUAACAAGGCCGACAACAGAACAUUGCGAGAAAUGUACUAUGCAUUGUCUUUGAGCGAUUUGCAAUUGCUCUCCGGAUCUCCAAGCGGCAAGGAGGAGAAGUGGUCGCCUGCCGAGUUGCGAAUUCGUGAUGUGCUAAAAGAUGUCUUACAAGUAAAGGCUGAUGAUAUUGGGAGAUCUGCCAACAUCUUCGAGCUGGGCCUAGACUCCAUCUCAGUCAUUGGCCUUUCCAGUGCACUGAAACAGGCCGGAUUCAAACAUGCUGCCGCAUCCACGAUCAUGAAGAACACAUCGAUUAGCAGGUUGUCAAAGGCUUUGGUAGAAGAUGCGCCUUCGUCUGAGGAUCUUGGAUCGGUCGUCUCUGCCCAACAAUUGAUCACAGCAACGCAACAUCGUCAUCGGAGAGGUGUUGCUGAAGUCAUAAGAGUAGAUGCUCGAGAGAUAUCUGCACUUGCCCCAUGUACGCCCUUGCAGCAAGGCAUGAUUGCAAGAUCUCUGGAAAGCGAAAACGGAUUGUAUUUCAAUACUUUCCGUUUCAAUCUCGCACAAUCGGUCAACCUCGAAAAACUCCAGACUGCUUGGGAAGAGGUCUUCUACGAAACUCAGAUUUUACGGACAGUAUUCUGUAACACCGACGACGGGUUUGUACAAGCUGUCGUAGAGCAUGCAGAACUUUCUUGGAAUGUUCACACCAGCACUGAAGAAUCUCUCAAGUCGCAAGUUGAAGAGUUGAGGAAAUCAUGGUGGCAGCAUAAUCGAACGGUCAUCGAUCGACCAUUCGAACUUCACCUCAUUAGUACCCCAAGCAAGAAGGUUCUAGUUGUUCACAUCUUCCAUGCGCUCUAUGAUGGCAUUGCCAUAGAUUUGCUAUUCAGGGCUGUAUGGGAUGCGUACAAUGGUAGGCUCUCCAAGUCAACAGGACCAGCGUUCCAAUCCGCUCUCCCCCAUGGGCCAUUGCGGUCCCGAGCAGGUGCCAAAGAAUUUUGGCUUGGACAUCUCUCUAACUCUCGCUAUACUGCAAUUCCAAGUAUGGCAAUAUCUCCAACUGUCGAGCCCACCACUGUCGCUCGGGACUUGGAUGAUCUCGCAGCAUACGAGACGGUCAGAAGGGAGUUGGGUGUAACUCAUCAAGCCAUUGCACAAGCAUGCUGGGCGACUGUCCUGCAGAGGCACACCAAUAUGCCCAUUUCACUUGGAAUGGUCGUAUCCGGACGCAGUAUCGAUUUCGAAGGUGCCGAACGUAUCAUUGGGCCUCUCUUCAACACCAUACCAUACCAACAUCGUCUCGAAAGCCAGCAAACCUGGAGGUCUAUCAUCAAGCGCACCCACGAGUUCAAUGUGGCAACUCAUUCCUAUCAGCAUACUCCACUUCGCGACAUUAUGAAAUGGCUGAAGCGGUCACCUGAUCAGCCACUUUUUGAGACUCUCUUCGUUUACCAGAUUAGUGUCGAUGAUCAGGAAUGGUCUAACAACGACGCUUGGGGCCUCGAAGAUGGGGAUGCUGAUGCAGACUAUCCUUUGGCCAUCGAAGUUGAGCAACAUGGCAACGAUCGCUUGAGGGUCACCCUCGUGGCAAACGGUCACGUAGCGGACAAACAAGCAUCAAAAACUCUCCUAGACGAAUUCGAAGCCGCCAUGCGAGAGCUCCUGAAAGACCACGCAGCACUCGUCACAACGAGUUUUGGCAGUCUUUCCCCUGAGGAGCGUGUUGGCACACAGAAAACUGACCCAGACCUCCCAAAGACAGAAUUCACCUGGUCGGACAACGCCAAAAAGAUAAGACAAGAGAUUGCGAGUCUGAGCUCCGUCGAGAUCCAAGACAUCAAUGAACAAACCUCCAUCUUCGAGCUCGGAUUAGACAGCAUCGAUGCCAUCAAACUUUCGUCAAAGCUCAAAAAAUGCGGCAUCGAGCUACCCGUUAGUGCUAUCAUGCGCAGCCUUACCAUCAAGAACAUGGUAGACAAGAUACCCAAUAGCAAAAUCAAACAGCAGCCACCGCCAUCUAACAUGGUGUUCAAUUCACACAAGAGAAGAUUGGAAGACUAUGCCCGACACAAUCUAGCUAGCACGGACGAUAUCGAGCGCAUUCUUCCACUGACACCCCUUCAAGAGGGUAUGGUGGCUGAAAUGAUCGCAUCCGAGUACAAGCACUACUACAAUCAUGACGUGCUUAGGCUCCAACCAGACGUAGAUAUAGAUUCUCUACAAAAAGCUUUCACGAAAGUCGUUGACAUGUCUCCGAUCCUGAGGACAUCUUUCAUCGAAAUCGACGACCCGAAUAUCGAUUUCUCGUUCGCUCAAGUUAUUCAAAGGACAAGAUUCGAGGUUAAAACACUCGACAUUGGGGAUGCGCAACCUAACUUCCCCGAAAUCUUCGACACCAUCCGCAAAGCAACGAUCAACAAGGCUGGUGCGCCACCAUUCCAUGUCCAUAUGCUGCAGGGACCAUCCGAUAGAUAUCUCGUUCUUUCAAUUGCACAUGCAAUGUAUGAUGGCUGGUCCCUUGGCCUUCUGCACACUGAUAUCCGGCGGGCAUAUGAGAAGCAUCCAAAAUCCAGGCCAGACUAUGAGAACACUCUGCGUAAGAUGCUCACUGCAUCAGGUGCAGAUGCUGUCGCCUUCUGGCGAGAUUUCCUUUCAGGGUCCCAGCCGACAAGUUUCAAACGACCGACAGAUACCAACCAAGCGAGCUCAGUGGUGAUUCGAAAGGAAAAGGUCAGCGACAUGACUGCAUCCCUCAUCUCAACCUUCGCAAAGCGCAACAACAUCACACUCCAGACCCUUGGUCAAACUGCAUACGCAUUCGCUCUGGCAUCGUACGUACAAUCACUCGAUGUGACUUUUGGAUCUGUCCUAUCCGGACGUGAUGAUGAUAGAUCAGCCGAGUUGCUAUUCCCAACAAUGAAUACUGUAGCGAUUCGAACGAUCUUGCACGGAACCCGGUUGGAGAUGCUGCAGUAUAUGCAAGAGAACUUCGCACAAAUCCAACAAUAUCAGCAUUUCCCGCUGCGCAAAGUUCAGGCACUUGCUAAAGCACAAGGUCGCUUGUUCGACAACUUGUUCAUCUACCAAAAGAGACUGAACGACAGCAAUGGGACGGAGAAGAUAUUAUAUGAGAGCGUUGAGGGCCACAGUGAUGUGGAAUAUCCCGUAUGCGUGGAGAUGGAAGUUUUCGAUGGACAGCUCAUUUGGAGGUGUGCUAUUGAAGAGGAGGCGCUCAAUCAGGACGGCGUGGAGGAGCUUUUGAAGAAUCUGGAUGCAGUGUUACGGCGCAUCAUCGAGGAACCACAAGCUCCUGCAAUCGAGUUCACGUCAAGUGGGACUUCGGUAUGCGGGCUCCCGCAUUUCAAUGACAAAACCAUGCAACAGGAGGAGAACAAUGUUAGAAGUGGCUCAGUAGAGACCGACUCGGCCACGGCGACAACCAUCCGCAAAGUCCUCGCACUCGUGUCUAAGACACCCGAGGAAGAGAUCACGGCAGAAAUGACAAUUUUCCAUAUCGGCCUGGAUUCAAUUAGUGCCAUCAAAGUCUCCUCGUUGCUACGCAAGCAAUCUAUCAUUCUCAGUGUUGGUGAGAUGCUCAAGGCUGGAACGAUAGAAAAUAUGGCUAGGCUCGUGGAUGAACGGUCGUCGACGCCUGAGGAAGACAAGGCAAAUUCAGAUGCCAUCAUCAGUGAUUUCUUGAAAGACGUACCGAUUAAUGGUCUGUUGGAAGGUGCCGGCCUCGACAUAAAGAAUAUUGAGCAAGUGCUCCCGGCAACAGCGGGCCAAAUGUUCACUAUGAUGAUGUGGCUCAACUCGAAAGGGACCAACUUUUACCCUGACUUCUCUUACAAGAUCUUUGGCUCUAUCUCUUUCGAAGCUCUUUCGAAGGCCUGGCAAGCGACGGUUGACGACAAUCCUAUCCUACGGACGGCUUUGCUAGCUACAAACACAUCACAUGCACCUUUUACCCAAGCAGUGCUUCAAGAACACCAGGCAUAUAUUAUAGACCUGACCAACCUUGAUGAGGACCAGACAACCGCAGUAUCAGGUCGUGUGAAGCAAAAUCAGCCUUUUGCUCAUCUUUUCGUACGUCUAUCACCAACAGGCUGGGACUUGAAGUUGGCAAUCCACCACGCACUCUACGAUGGAGUUAGUCUACCAAGCUUGGUACAGCAACUCCAAGAUCGUUGCAACAGCCUACCUUCGACUCCACCUUCAGUUGAUGGCUUCAAGAACCUCAUCGCGGAAGGUUGCUCGCCAACAUCCGUCGAGACUCGCAAGGGCUUCUGGACGCAAUACCUACGCGGCAUCGAAAAGCACCAGCUCCACCAACCAUCGUCCACUCCAACUUCCAAGACCGAAAUCUUCACACCGCGUCUCAUCAACAGUAUCCAAAGCAUCGAGUCCAUUUCCAGAAGACACGGCAUAUCAACCCAAUCCCUCUUCCUGGCCCUCUACGCACGCCUGUACGCAAGAAUGCUUCAAGCCCCAGCCACCACCGACAUCGUCAUCGGAAUUUACCUCGCCAACCGCUCCCACUCGAGUAUAGCAGACAUUUCCACAUCCCCCAUACCAACCGUCAACAUAGUCCCCCUACGAAUCAACGCACCCCUGACCACUGAAACCCUGGCCUCAGCAGCGCAGAUUCAGCACGACGUCCAAGAGAUCAGUAGCGCUGCAAACUCAUCCGUCAGCCUGUGGGAGAUCAAGGAAUGGGCUGGCGUCACAGUUGACACGUUUGUCAAUUUCCUCAAACUUCCCGAAGCGAGUGGUGGUGAUAAAGAUAGCUUGGAUGCAGAUAAGAUUGCUAUCACCCAGACGCAGCAGUGGGAUGAAAGCGUCACUAGGAUCGUCGAGACGCCGCAUGAUGAGUUCGAGACGCCUGCCACUCUCUCUGUGGGCGAGGAUGUUCGGGGGGUGUAUUUGCAUGGCAUCGACGUCGAAGCUACAAUCCGGAAACAGGCCUUGGACGUGGGUGUGUUUGCGCCUGAGAGCAUGAUGGGCUUGGUCGAUGGCGAGGCGUUGAUGCGGGAUUUGAAGCGCGAGUUGGAGGCGCUGGCUGAAUAGAGCCUCCGUGGAUGUCUUUUUUUUCUAUUUGAUGUUAUUUGGCGUAUAUCCACAUCGGCGGUUCAACAUGUUGUGUUUAUUUUCUGGUAUCGUUGGUUCACUUGUCGAUUUGCUUUCGUUUCUGUUAUU
This is a messenger RNA of Aaosphaeria arxii CBS 175.79, 16444 nucleotides long. RefSeq names its product nonribosomal peptide synthetase-like protein 2. The record is from RefSeq and is a predicted model, not a curated record. The transcript has 3 exons. Bases 194 to 16315 code for a protein of 5373 amino acids. Gene Ontology annotation, biological process: amino acid activation for nonribosomal peptide biosynthetic process; secondary metabolite biosynthetic process. NCBI's taxonomy places the organism in Eukaryota, Fungi, Ascomycota, Dothideomycetes, Pleosporales. Gene Ontology annotation, cellular component: cytoplasm. Gene Ontology annotation, molecular function: phosphopantetheine binding; catalytic activity.